AUGCUUAUCAUCUUGGACACCAAUGCAACCCCUUUCACUCGCCUGUGGUGUGCCUUUGAAGCUUACACUGCUCUGAGUGACAGGAGGAACGGACAUCAGCAUCUACUCCUCGACAUUGCAACGAAGAUCCCCGGAAUUGAAGCUGCAGCUCUGCUCACCGAUGGUCUCACAGUGGCCGAGCAGCAGCUCGAGAGUGCACUCGAGGAGCAUCAAGGACCUUCAAAAGGCCCCCCGAAAGAAGGCGGCGUGGGUGCGAACCUGGCAAAGCGAUUGCAGCUCUACAGGCAGCGAGCUUUCACGCUCGAGGUCUUGAGUAGGGGCCUACAGCCCAAGCUUCAUGAGGCCCAGGCCUCUAAAGAGGAGGAUCGCAGGCGCAUUCUAAACAGCAUCGUGCAGAAGAGCGACUUAGACUCUGAGCCUGACAGUCAGCAUGUCAAUUAUGAUACCGUCAACACAUCCUUGGGGGGCAUCUUUGCAAGAGCUGGCCUGGAGCAGGCACUGCUCAAGGGACAGGUCCAAGAGUUGUCGUUCCACGAAGCCCUUCGUGCAGACAAGAGCUGUUCGGAGUUGAAGCUGGACUUGACGCACAUGUUGCCCAGCGAUGUGCAUCUCGCAGACUUGGGAUUGUGCUUUCCCCAGUCCCUGCGACGGCUGCAGAUGGACUUAAGCGGCUGCGAGAAGGUGACUGCGAAGGGCUUUGCUGCCUUGGCAGCUGGCUUUCCUGCUUCCAUGAAGCAUCUUCAAGUUGAUUUUCGGAGUUGCGCGAAGCUCUCAGAUGAGGAUUUGGCUGUCCUUGGGUCAAGGUGGCCCAAAGAGCUUCAGGACUUAGAACUGAGCUUCCUCUACUGCCGCAAGAUCGGCGAUUCCGGGGUCGCCGUGCUAGGAGAGGGACUUCCACACUCGCUGCGGCAGUUGAAGCUUGACCUCACUAGCACUGGACUUGGGGAUGCUGGUGCGGCGCGUCUGGCAGCUUGCCUUCCCAGCGAGCUCCGAUGCCUGGAUCUGGAAUUCAGGUAUUGCAACAUCGGCGAUGGAGGUUUGGCAGGAAUUGCAGCUGGCCUCAAGAAGCUGAAGCAGUUGGAGCAUUUCCAGAUUUCAAUGCGGAACUGCUUGAACUUGGGUGACGCUGGCUUGGUCUCCCUGUCAGUGGCAUUGCCAAGAUCUUUGCUGUUCUUGCAGCUGAACUUUGCCAACCUUUCGUGCAACCUUUCGGAUGCAGGGCUGGCCGCCCUGGCGCACAGACUGCCAGAAAACGUGACGGAGUUGUGCAUUCAGUGCAACGGCGCCAGUCGCAUCGGUUCUGCCGGGCUGGCCGCUUUGGCUGCAGGCUUGCAGAGGCUGGGACCAAAACGCUUGCAGCUGGACUUUGGCUUCUGCUUGGAGCUUGAAGACAGUGGGCUCGCGGCCCUUGGCUCAGCACUUUCCAUGCUUGCACUAGAGGAGUUGAAAGUCGACUUUGGCUUUACGAAAUUCAGUGACUCCGGCCUUGCUGCGUUUGGUGCUGGACUGCCCUUGGGGCUGCAACGUUUGAGCAUGAACAUGGAGUUCUGCGGGUACAUGUCUAUGGGGCAGAAGGACGAGAUGUUCAGCGAUCCCUCUCUGUUCCGUGCUUGGGCCGCCAAGUGGCAUGAGGUCAACGUUGCUGUGCCCCCGGCUUCUGCCUUCGGCGGUGAGUGGCCGGUGGCAGCUGAGCCAGCCAUCGCAGCAGAAGCUGCCUCCGAGCCUAGGCUGGACAGUGUCGAAACAGAAGGCACUGCCUCCGAGGUUUUGGACAGAAGCCUGCAGCUGGUGGAACCACGUGUGCCACUGCCGGCUGUGCCUUGCCUUUGUGUUGCACUUCGCUGUUGUCAACGUGCGCUACGAGAACUGAAGCUUGGCUGGAAGUCCGAAGCGAUCGCGGACUCGCACCUUGAUAUGCUGAGCUCAGCAUUGCCCAGUACAUUGCAAGGCUUAGAGCUGAAGUUUCAGGCAUGUGAACACAUCGGCGACGAUGGGUUGGCUCUUCUGGGUGCCAGGUUCCCGGGUCAGCUCCAAUAUGCACAGCUCCACUUCACGCAAUGCAAAAGAGUGAGCGAUGUGGGAGUGAGGAAGCUUGUUUCGGCUCUUCCACAGAAUUUGAGGCAUCUGGAGCUCUGUCUCUACGCUUGCCAGAGCCUCACAGACGCUGGGUUGGCCGGUCUUGCAGUCGGGCUGUCAAGCCUGGCACUUCUGCAAGAACUCGUGCUGUCCUGGAGCUUCUCAGAGAAGAUCACCGAUACUGGGCUGGCUGCUUUGGCGGCGGUGCUGUCCCCGUCUUUGCUGCGCCUGGACCUUGACAUGCAGAAGUGCGGCAUCGGCGACACCGGGCUGUCAGCCUUGGCACGUCGAUUGCCGAGAGGGCUUCAGCAUCUGCGGCUGGGCUGCUUCCCGUUGCCCAAGCUGGGCGAUGCCGGAGUACAGGCCCUUGCAGAUGGCCUCCCACCUGAGCUCCGGGAACUCAGCCUCGACUUUUCUGACUGUCCCGAAAUCGGCGAUGCUGGGCUCAUUGCUUUGGGUGCGAAUCUUCCUGCCAAGCUGGAGGCUCUGGAUCUACGGCUCUUCAACAACACGAGGAUUGGGGUUCAUGGAUUUGCCGGGCUGGCGAAGGGAUUGUCGGAUCUGGCCAUCUCAGGCCUGAGGCUAGUUUUGAGAUUCUGUGCAAAUCUCUGCGACACCGGCUUGGCUGAAAUUGGGAAAAACCUGCCGAAGCGCCUGCGACUCUUAGAUUUGGACAUGACGGUGUGUGAGAAAGUUGGUGAUGCUGGCCUCCAGGCGCUGACAGUGCUCGACUGCUUGCAGCUGCGGUUGUCGCAUUGCCACAUUGGAGAUCCUGGUCUGGCCGCUCUUGGGAGAAACCUGCCGGAAGGUUUGCAAGAGCUGCAGCUGUCGUGCUCUUGUUGUGAAAGAGUUACCGUUGAGGAGUCCAGCCUUGUUAUCACCGAUGCUUCCGAAUUUCGAGCUUGGGCCAUAGAGCAGCCCCAAGAAGGGCAUGCUGAGUAG
This is a messenger RNA of Symbiodinium necroappetens, 3018 nucleotides long. The record is from the annotation of a GenBank genome assembly. NCBI's taxonomy places the organism in Eukaryota, Dinophyceae, Suessiales, Symbiodiniaceae.